Coregonus clupeaformis (lake whitefish) is the source of this 1761-nucleotide messenger RNA. Its product is annotated as NLR family CARD domain-containing protein 3-like. NCBI's taxonomy places the organism in Eukaryota, Metazoa, Chordata, Actinopteri, Salmoniformes, Salmonidae. The record is from RefSeq and is a predicted model, not a curated record. The annotation marks the transcript as partial. The transcript has a single exon.
GAACUCAAAUCUCAUCUAAAGAAGAAAUUUCAAUGUGUAUUUGAGGGGAUCGCUAAACAAGGAAACCCAACACUUCUCAAUAAGAUCUACACAGAGCUCUACAUCACAGAGGGUGGAAAUGGAGAGGUCAAUAAUGAACAUGAGCUGAGACAGAUUGAGACGACAGCCAGGAAACAAGCAAGACCAGAGAUGGCAAUCAAAUGUAACGACAUCUUCAAACCCUUAACUGGACAAGACAAACUUAUCAGAUCUGUGCUGACAAAGGGAGUCGCUGGCAUUGGAAAAACAGUCUCUGUGCAGAAGUUCAUUCUGGACUGGGCUGAAGGGAAAGCAAAUCAGGAUGUCCAAUUUGUAUUUUCAUUCCCUUUUCGGGAGCUGAAUUUGAUGAAAGGGGAAAAACACACUUUGAUUGAACUUCUCAAUCACUUCUCAAUGGAAACCAAAGAAUCAAGAAUCUCCAACUACGACAAGUACAAAGUUCUGUUCAUCUUUGAUGGUCUGGAUGAGUGCCAACUGCCCCUAGACUUCCAGAAGAACAAGAUCUGUUAUGACGUCACAAAGUCAACCUCAGUGGAUGUUCUGCUGACAAAUCUCAUCAAAGGAAAUCUGCUUCCCUCUGCUCUCCUCUGGAUAACUACCCGACCUGCAGCAGCCAAUAAGAUCCCUUCAGGGUGUGUUGACCAGGUGACAGAGGUACGAGGGUUCAAUGACCCACAGAAGGAGGAGUACUUCAGGAAGAGAUUCAGUGAUCAGGACCUGGCCAGCAGAAUCAUCUCACACAUAAAGACAUCAAGGAGCCUCCACAUCAUGUGCCACAUUCCAGUCUUCUGUUGGAUUUCUGCAAUAGUCCUUGAACACAUGCUGAAACAUAAGAGAGAAGAGAUGCCCAAGACUCUGACUGGGAUGUACACACACCUUGUGGUGUUUCAUACCAUAAAGAAGAAUGACAAGUAUCUUGGGAAAGAAGAGACAGGUCCACACUGGAAUAAAGAGAGCAUUCUGUCACUGGGAAAACUGGCUUUUCAACAGCUUGUGAAAGGCAAUCUGAUUUUCUAUGAAGAAGACCUGAAAGAGGUUGGCAUUGAUGUCAAUGAAGCCCUGGUGUACUCAGGAUUGUGCACACAGCUCUUUAAAGAGGAAUCUGGGCUGUACCAGGACAAGGUGUACUGCUUCGUGCAUCUGAGCAUUCAGGAGUUUCUGGCUGCUGUAUAUGUGUUCCUCUCAUUCAUCAACAACAAUGAGAAUCUAAUGGCCGAACCGCAAUUAACGUCCAGUAACUAUUUUGCGCUGAAGCCUGAAGUUACUGUCUACAAGAGUGCUGUGGAUAAAGCUUUACAAACUGAGACAGGAAACCUGGACCUUUUCCUCCGCUUCCUUCUGGGCCUCUCAAUGGAGUCCAAUCAGAAGCACUUACGAGGUCUACUGACAAAGACAAGAAGCAGCUCACAGAGCCAUGAAGAAACAGUCAAGUACAUCAAGGAGAAGAUCAGGGAGAAUCCCUCUCCAGAGAGGUGCAUCAAUCUGUUCCACUGUCUGAAUGAACUGAAUGACCAUUCUCUAGUGGAAGAGAUCCAAAGCUACCUGAGCUCAGGAAGUCUCUCAGAAGCCAAACUGUCACCUGCACAGUGGUCAGCUCUGGUCUUUGUGUUGCUGACUUCAGAAAAGGAGCUGGAUGUGUUUGACCUGAAGAAAUACUCCAGAUCAGAGGAAGGUCUUCUGAGGCUGCUGCCAGUGGUCAAAGCCUCCAGAGCUGCUCUGUGA